AUGACUGGAUCGGUAGAGGCGUCUCCGACGUCAAAUCCUUCGCCAAGGUUCUGUGCCGACUGCGUAUACCCGAGCGACUCAACUCCUACUAGGCAGCCGGUUCCCCCAGCACAGAAGGUAUAUUCCUCAUCUCGCCCCUCACCGCCGUCCGUACCACCUCUGCCAGAGGUGGAGGUUCCGUUCCCGUACUUCACCGGCGACAUCUUGGAGCGAGUGUGCCGUCACAUGUCGUACCGCUUCCGCAUGUCAUCGUUUGGCACGGAGGACGGGUGCUACCGCGUGUACGCCAUAAAGACGCGCAUAAUUCCGCGCCCGAUGACGCUUCCGUUAGUGGAAUACCUGGACAUGAAGGAUCGGGCCUUCAUCGCCGAUUGGGAUGAGUUCAUCACGGUGCAGAUGGUGAAGGCGGCAACCUUGCUCAAUUAUGAGGAACUACUGCAACUCGCCUCGGCGAAGUUGGCCUCGUAUCUUAUCGAUCGCGACUUGGAGGAAGUGCGAAUGCUGCUCGGCGUGAAGGGUGACUUCAAACCGGCCGAGGACGCUGAGCUAAAGAAGGAGCGGGCGGUGGACUGCUUGCGCUAG
Messenger RNA from Leishmania braziliensis MHOM/BR/75/M2904, 582 nucleotides. RefSeq lists its product as hypothetical. The transcript has a single exon. The record is from RefSeq and is a predicted model, not a curated record. Lineage: Eukaryota; Euglenozoa; Kinetoplastea; Trypanosomatida; Trypanosomatidae. Bases 1 to 582 code for a protein of 193 amino acids. Gene Ontology annotation, biological process: ubiquitin-dependent protein catabolic process.